Messenger RNA from Mugil cephalus (flathead mullet), 1986 nucleotides. RefSeq names its product proteasome activator subunit 3 interacting protein 1 (gene psme3ip1). Gene Ontology annotation, cellular component: nucleus. Bases 81 to 926 code for a protein of 281 amino acids. The transcript is spliced from 7 exons. NCBI's taxonomy places the organism in Eukaryota, Metazoa, Chordata, Actinopteri, Mugiliformes, Mugilidae. The record is from RefSeq and is a predicted model, not a curated record.
AUCCUGACGACUCCGUUAUACCGUGACACGAAACGUCAUUACAUAUUAAUAUCGACUAGCCUUGAGCUUGAGCAGCUGUGAUGGCGGGUGAAGGAGGGGUUGACCUCAGUAGGAAGUUUGUUUCGGAAGCAGAGCUCGAUGAGAAAAGGAAGAAAAGGCAGGAGGAAUGGGAGAAAGUCAGAAAGCCAGAGGAUCCAGAGGAGGUUCCAGAGGAAGAGUAUGACCCGCGUUCCCUCUUUGACCGGCUGAAGGAGCAGAAAGACAAGAAACAAGAGGAAUUUGAGGAGCAACUUAAAUUCAGGAACAUGGUGAGGGGGUUGGACGAAGACGAGACCAGUUUCCUGGACGAGGUCUCCCGGCAACAGAGCCUGGUUGAGAAGCAACGCAGGGAUGAGGAGAAACUGGAGCUGUUGGAAUACAGAAGCGCUUUGGUGAAGCAGGCGUCCACAGAGAGCCGCCGAGAGCCUGAAAAGAAGGCGCCGCCGAAGCAUUCAGGGACGGAGCAAAGGACUAGCCACCUCUCUCAAGCACAUUUAUUAGCCGGAGCUGUCAAGAGGCGCAAUUCCUCGCAGUCAUCAGACAGCAGUAAGAAACAGAAGGUGGAAAUCACAACGACAACAGAGGCAACUGCAACAGCGGGAAAUGGAGCCGGACACACAGAGCAGGAGGGCGGAUCAGGAGGAGGAGGGGCGCCGGGAGCUGAAGAUCAACAGGCAGUUCCUGGCCUGACGGCGAAGACGCCCUCUGCUCCCCUGAGCUCCGGUGAAGGCGUGCUACACCUGCCGUCGGCGGCCGUGUGCGUCGGCGUUUUACCGGGACUCUGGGUUUACUCUGGCAGCAGCGACUCCGACAGCAGCUCGGACAGCGAAGGUAGCGUGGACGCAAUCAUGUCGCCGUACCCUCGGCACAGCAGGGCCUACAGAUAGACACACAGCAGCAUCCGCACACAAACUGAAACACGUGCGCAAGCCUUCAGAGCGGCUUGCAGCAGUCAGAAACACUAACCUCAUAUAAGAUAAACACGCACAGGGGCUCAUUCCCACACAGCUUGGUUUGGUGACUGUGCUCCCUAGUGUCUAGGGAGGAUGGAAACAUUGCUGCAGUCCUGUGUCUACGACUCAAACCGACAAAAAAAAGACCAGAACUUUAAGAGUUUCUGUCUUUCUCAUUCUCUAACUUGAAUUUAAUUCUAGGUACUGGUCUGGAGGUUUCCAUAUGAACGAAUGGGCCUGCAUAUGUACACAGAGCUGUGUGGAAAUGACGUAAUAACAUUAAUAAAGGGGUACACACACAUACGACGAAAGCAUACUUGCAGUACACACACCAUAUCAUAUCACUUUAGUCAGACACACAGUCCUAGCAAACAUUUUUCAGUAUUCCUGUUGUUUUCACAGCUGUGAGUUAAACUGUUGCUCUUUGUCAUCAGACAAAGUUCAGCCCAGUAAUUUAAUUCUAAUAGUUCAAAUUUCAACUCUAUCCUAAAUGAAUCUUAUUUGUGUUUUCUUGCUAUUGUGGCGCUCAAACGUGACACCUCCGCCCUUCCUUCCCUCAAUCGCAUCUCACGCAGUUUAAGCCGAGCAACCAAUCCCGCACUGCCUACCCUGACGACAUCCUGCCCCCCCUACACUCCCCUCCCAACCCAAGCCACAGCGACUGCAAGCUGUGCUAUUGGCUGAGGGAACAGUGAUUGACAGCUGUGGAGCGAGGAAGAGACUGCUUUAGACUGUCACAUAAGUCGCAGCUUUUAGCUAUCGGCUGCAGCGGAGUGAGAGCGGGGACAGGGACAUGUUUUGUCUCUCUCUCUCUCUAUCUCCCAGUUUUGGGUAAAAUGCAGAGUGUGAGUGGUUUAAAAGAAAAAAAAAAACCCUGUUUUUAUUUGUGUGAUGUAAUGUGUUCAUUUCGAAGUCACUCUGGAAAGAUGCUGGACUGUUUGCUGCUGCCUCAGGCGUCGAGAGUGAUGUCUGAGAAAUAAACAGCUUUCCCGUG